Molecule: messenger RNA, 2012 nt
Organism: Vicia villosa (hairy vetch)
Lineage: Eukaryota; Viridiplantae; Streptophyta; Magnoliopsida; Fabales; Fabaceae
Product: protein IQ-DOMAIN 11
Exons: 6
Coding region: 542-1891 (449 amino acids)
Molecular function (GO): protein binding
Source: RefSeq, a predicted model, not a curated record
GUAUAUUGCAUAAUGUGACCCUCUAUCAGAAAAUGGACAGACACAUAUAAAUGAAGGGAUGGUGUCUGCUAUUUCAUGAUGGUUAUAUCAGAGUUUAGUGAAGGAUAGUACUGUCAUUGCACACCCAACAGACACAUGAACAUGCCUGCAACAGUUGGAAAAAAGUGAUAAAGAGGAAUUUCUCAUUAUUUAUUCAAUUGCUAUGCUUUUAUCUUCAUGAGCAGUGCUAACUAAUUAUAUGAGGAUUUUGAACGAGAUUCAAGAAAUAUGAAUGAUUGCAAUUGCAAAAGGAAAGAAUCUUGAUAACUGUGCACUUUUUUCCAUUGAUGAAAUCUAUCUACAUUCAUGAUAUUGGAAACUGGUAGUAUUAUAAAGAAUGUUUGCUGGUUUCAAGGCUAUUCAAUCUGGAUUCAAUGACUGUACUGCCCUUUGUUCCCAUGCACCAACCUCUUACAAAACGGUGCAUCUUGUCUUUUUAAUAUUACUAACUUCUAAGCAAAUGAAUCAUAGAUAUUGAAGUUGAGUGUUUUGAUAUUGUGAAAUGGCCAAGAAGAAGAAGAGCUGGUUUAAUCUGGUGAAGAGGCUUUUCAUAUGGGAAACUCAUUCCACACAAGAAAAGAAAGAGAAAAGAAGGAAAUGGAUAUUUGGAAAGCUAAAAACCAAGAAGUUACCUUCAAUUACAGCUCCAACAACAACAACAAAUGAAGCAGAAGAGGAGGAAAAAAGCAAGCAUUCUCAAGUUAUGCUUAAUGAAGUUUCACAAUCUGCUUAUCAGAAAAAUCAAGAUAGCUCAGAGGAAUCUGAACCUGUUAAAACAAGGAAUGGUGUUCCUCAAUCGGUAUAUCUGUACCAGAUGGAGAUUCAAGAAUUUGCAGCCAUCAAAAUUCAAACUGCCUUUAGGGGCUACCUGGCAAAGAAGGCUCUGAGGGCAUUGAAAGGAAUAGUGAAACUUCAAGCGAUUAUUCGUGGGCGAGCAGUGAGACGCCAAGCUAUGAGUACUCUCAAGAGCUUGCAGUCCAUUGUAAGUAUUCAAUCAAAGAUAUGUGCAAGGAGACUCCAAAUGGUUGAAGGAAGAUGGGAUUCUGUUGAAGAUGAAGAGAUUCAUUAUUCUAAAGACAAGAUCAUUAGGAUGGACUCCAACAGUGAACGAAAGUGGGAUGACAGCACUUUAUUGAAAGAAGAGGUAGAUGCUUCUUGCAUGAUCAAGAAAGAAGCCAUUAUUAAGAGAGAAAGAAUAAAAGAAUACACAUUUAAUCAUAGAAGAUCAGCAGAGUCCGAAAGAGGUAAAGUGAAUGGAAGAUGGAGGUACUGGCUAGAGCAAUGGGUAGAUACACAGCUUUCUAAAAGCAAAGAGCUUGAAGAUUUAGACUCAGUUUUCAGCUCACAUUCAAGAACAGGUGAAGAAUUUAGUGGAAAACAACUAAAUCUUCGAAAUACUACUCAGCGACAAAAUCCAACUCAAGUUGAAGGAAUGGAUUCCCCAGUAAUUUUAUCAAGAAAAUCUUUUCCACACAGGAGACAAAGUUCAAUAGGAGAAGAGCAAUCAUUUUCCAGCUCCCCUGCAACUCCAGCAUACAUGGCUGCAACAGAAUCAGCAAGAGCAAAAGCAAGAUCAACAAGCUCACCGAAAGCAAGGUCGUGGAACUAUGACAUGAACUCUGAUAGCUAUUUGUCACCUAGCAAGAAAAAGUUAUCAAUUGUUUCAUCUGUUAACAGUGAAGUGGUUAGUAAUGGUGGUAGAAUGGGGAAGCUUAAUGGUUGUAACCAGCAAAGAUCUCCGAGUUUUAAGGGUAUUUCAGUACCUAUAAAAUCGAGCAGAAGUAUAAAGGAUCUUAGCAUUAAUUCAGAUUGCUCAUUGUCUAAUUGGGAUAGACAAAGUUCCUUUAAAUGAUGCAGAUAUGUUAUACUAGUUAAAGUACAAAAACUGUUUGUAACUAUGUAUGAUGUAUAUUAUAUGUGUUUCAGAAUUAAACACUAGUGUGCCCGAAAUUAACUAGUUGAUUUCUUCAUUG